CGCUCGAAAGGGGCUACUAUGAUGGUGUUUGUCACGACGCUCUCUGGGAGAAUCGACGCUAUUGGAUGCACACCCACGGAUACGGUGGCGUCCAUCAAGGCCAGGAUCCAAGACAAAGAAGGCAUCGCGCCUGAAGACCAACGUCUCACUCAUGCCGGCAAGCGCCUCCAGGACCACCUCACGCUUGCCGCCUACAACAUCCAGAAUUUGAGCACUGUGUAUCUGUCGGCGAGGCUGCUUGGCGGC
This is a messenger RNA of Phytophthora sojae, 246 nucleotides long. RefSeq lists its product as hypothetical. Gene Ontology annotation, cellular component: nucleus; cytoplasm. Lineage: Eukaryota; Oomycota; Peronosporomycetes; Peronosporales; Peronosporaceae. Gene Ontology annotation, biological process: modification-dependent protein catabolic process; protein ubiquitination. The record is from RefSeq and is a predicted model, not a curated record. The transcript has a single exon. Gene Ontology annotation, molecular function: ubiquitin protein ligase binding; protein tag activity. The annotation marks the transcript as partial.